AUGAAAAUCAAGUUAUCACUUCACGAAAGUCCAGGCACGGCGGGGUCCGAGACCAAACCCGUUCCGGAGGAUACCGAAUUCCGGUUUCAGAAGGUCACUAAUCACGUUAACCGGGUUCAAAACAGACUGUUCCAGUUCAACUAUGUACGGGUUGAAAGGAAAGCCCAAGGAAAGUUUCGUUUGUCGAACGAAAACUUUUUUCGCGAAGUCGGAGGAUCGGCGUCACGGCGCCUCACGACACUAGCGGCGCGAUCGGCAGCACGGGGCAGACUGGCGAGUGAUGUGAAAACACAGCUGUGUGCAAUCGAAGCCUCCGCGUCGCGACGUCAAUGCGUAUGUGUGCAGCAGACUUGCGAAUUCCUCUACCACUGUAAAGUUAACGAUACGUGGAUUGAUAGUUGGGAAUUUACAUUGAGCGUUUAA
Molecule: messenger RNA, 423 nt
Organism: Arctia plantaginis
Lineage: Eukaryota; Metazoa; Arthropoda; Insecta; Lepidoptera; Erebidae
Source: the annotation of a GenBank genome assembly